Molecule: messenger RNA, 3136 nt
Organism: Marasmius oreades (fairy-ring Marasmius)
Lineage: Eukaryota; Fungi; Basidiomycota; Agaricomycetes; Agaricales; Marasmiaceae
Exons: 5
Coding region: 148-2835 (895 amino acids)
Biological process (GO): protein folding in endoplasmic reticulum
Cellular component (GO): membrane; cytoplasm
Source: RefSeq, a predicted model, not a curated record
GAGAGGAAUCACUGCGCUGACGAUCUGCCACGUUCCAUAACUGUGCCUGCCAAACCGGCACUUCAUCCGGGUCUAUUAAAAGCAGGUCUUAGCAUUUUGACUGCUUACUUCCACUUACGAGAGCAGUAGGAGGGCCCAGUGGCCUUCAUGGGGUCCUCAAUCUCCAAUUUGCUCACGACUCUUGCGUUUCUACUACUCGGACUGCUCAUUCUAGCCGGCCCAAACUCACCGAACGAUCCUUUCCACGCCAUUACAACACACGUCGUACGAAAAGAAGAACCACCCAUAUGUUGUCUACGGCCACUCCAACCCUUGGAGCCGGUAGAAGAGGGAGUUUUGUUGACGUUUGAGGAAUGGAAGCAGAAACAGAGAGGCAAGGAUGGCCAGGGAGGCAACUCGAAUGUAUCUUCCUCGGGGGGUAGCCAACAAAGCAGUGCGCCUGGCAGUGGUGGAAGUGGAAGUAGUGCAGAUUCUGGGGUUCAACCAUCCGGGAACGGUUUGGCUUUGUCUCCAAAUGAUUCGACGCCGGAUUCGACAAUUCAGUUCGCUGUUCAUGAAGAAAAGGUCUCACCGCAUUUCCAAGUACCGUUGACGGAUCGUUUUAACUAUGCGAGCAUGGACUGUUCGGCUCGUGUUCAUGCGUCCCAUCGUUCGGCCAAAUCACCUUCCAAUAUCCUGUCGUCGAAACGAGAUCGGUAUAUGCUCAGUCCAUGCAUCCGCCCUCAAGAAAGUCAAUUUAUUGUCGUCGAGCUAUGCGAUGAUAUUAGGAUAGAUACCGUUCAACUGGCGAACUUCGAAUUCUUCAGUGGGGUCUUCAAGGAUUUUACGGUUAGCGUAGCGAAGACCUAUAUUGUUGGGACGGGUAAGGAAGGAUGGGUAACAGCUGGAACAUAUAAAGCGAAGAAUGUGAGAGGCGUUCAGUCGUUUCACCCUCCAACCUCGCUCCGCGAUUUUUACCGCUUCAUCAGGAUCGACUUCCAUUCGCAUUACAGCAACGAAUUUUAUUGCCCUAUUUCCCUCCUUCGUGUCUACGGCCUCACGCACCUCGAAGAGUGGAAAUGGGAAAUAUGGGAGGCAGAGAGUCAGGGCAAAAUCCAAGCACAGAAUAUUCACUCAGAGGUCACACUCGAAGAACCUCGACCUGCGCAUACCGUUCCUAAUCCUCCCGAAUCUCCCACAGGCUCACCUCAGAUACCUUCUACGGAACCUUCGUCGUCAGAGACUAAGAUAACCCAUCAGGAAGCUGAUGGUGCCGUGAAGGGUACCGUUGUUGUUGCCUCUAUUCCCACCUUGUCAUCCAACGUCCAGAGAACCAGCACGGUAGUGACUUACGAACCACGACCCUCGGAAUCCUCGGUUUCGGUCUCCUCAUCCACUCCAAAACCGAUAAACAGCGAAACUCCUGUUGUACCACCACCAUCCGAAACGACAGUGACCCCAACUGCAAAGGAAGAGAACAACAACGAAACGGUCCCUCCAGGUUCUUCGACUGCAGCUAUCGCCACCACGAUAUAUGCUUCCUUGCCCUCACAAACUUUGGAUAGCAUUGCUAUUACGCGAGCAAUGCCUCCCGCUACGGGAGGUGAAUCGAUAUAUCGGACUAUCAUGAACAGGUUGUCUGCGAUUGAAGCGAAUCAGACGUUGUAUGCACAGUAUUAUGAAGAGCAGACCUGUGGGGUUAGGGAGAUGCUCCGAAGGCUUGGCGAGGAUGUUGGAAGAUUGGAGGGGAUUGAGAAAGCCCAAGCAAAGAUGUUUCAGCGAGAUGCGAAGGAAUGGGAGAAGCAAAGGAGGAGAAUGGAGAGGCAGUAUAGUGAGUUGGUGUCGAAGGUUGAUUAUCUCUCGGAUGAGAUUGUUCUGGAAAAACGACUUGGCAUCGCUCAACUGUGCCUAUUACUCACUGUUCUCAUCUUUAUGGCGCUUACCCGUGGAUCGCGAGGGGAGAUUAUGCCAGCCCUCAAGCACCGGCCUAGAAGCUUUAGUAGAUCUGCGAGGGAGUGGAGUAGGAGACAUCUGAGCUUGAGCUUUAGUGGUGAUUGGGUAUCGAGGUUGACGUCGAGUAGGAGUAGAAGUCCGGGAACGAUCGCGACGAACCCACCCAUGUUGUCACCGGACGCUGGAUCAACAAAAUCACCUAGAACCGAUUCCUCCGGGGUUGAGCCCUCUCAUAUCGAAUUCCCCUCUCUCGUAGACGAACCGCCGCCACAGCCACUCCCGAAAACUGCACCACCAACUUUCCUCAAUAUGCCUACCAAAUCCCUAUACUCUGACCACCGUCGAUAUCAUUAUUACCCAAGGACAGCGAUCAUACACAGCCGUCCGAGGUCUCGAACACCUUCUCUACGCACUUUGAAAACCACGAACGGGAACGGGAGCGCGUCAACGAAACCUGUCCCGUCGACCACCACCCCAAUUAAAUCACCAACCACACCAAGUACUUCGCGGCCACGACUGAAACGGGCGAAUUCACAUGGGAGCUCCUCAGCGCUUUUCUUGAAUUUGAACCCUUCGUUGUCGUGGGAUGGUGGAGCUGAACCUGGAUCGAAGGGUGUGAAGAGGUUGGCUAGGUCUGCGCAUUUGCAUGAGGUGAGGGCUCACGGGAGAGAUCCGAGCCCGGUGAAGAAAGAGAGAAAUCCGUUCAAAGAGAAUGUAAAUGUGCAGAACGUGGUCUCCUUUCCGUCUGCUGGAGGAGUAGAUUGUGGAAGAGCGGAGACGCCAGUAGAUUUGGAUGGAGAUGCGGAUGGGCCGGAUUCUGAUAUCUGGGAGGAUACGGAUUUAGAUGCUACCACUAGUAUUGACGGAGAUGUAGAUUCGGGGUUCGUUGAGGAUAAGAGGUGAGGAGUGAGAAGUCGUCCUUGGCCCGAAUAUCUAGCUUUACGUCUUGAGAUUCUUCCGAUAUACCGUUCAGUUCUGCUUUGCAGUUUCUAGUCAAUAUUGCUUUCGUUGUUUUUCUCUUUCCUUCCUUCCUUCUUGCAUUUACGCAAAAUAUGUUUGGUUCUUUUCGCAUAUUCCACGCAAUUCUGUAUAGUAUCACCGCACACCCUCAUUUCCGUAAUACAAAGUUCUCGCUAUCUGCUUUGACACAUGUAUCAUCCAACUCCUUCACAUAACGACGUUGACGCAACCCAGAGCAACGACA